CCCCCCCCCCCCCCGCAGCUUGCUUGGCAGCAACUCCCCAAAGACAACACAGCUUCUCUUCCUCUCUCCCUCUCUCUUCCCUCUUCCCCCUUCUCAUACUUUCUCUCCACAUGGGCGUCUCGUUCCGGUGGCUGACCCAGCUCGACGCCGACUUUCCGGUGGCCACCUUCUCUAUCGACGUCGAGUGCGUGGCCGACGGACCCGGGUAUGCGGACCGGAUGGUUGCGCGGGUGGCGGUGGUGGACGAGACGGAGCAGACGGUACUGGACGCACUGGUGUCGCCAUCGAGGCCGGUCUUCUCGUACCUCACCCCGCUGACGGGGCUGACCGAGGCCGAUUUUGCCGACCCAACGAGGACGGUGCUGCCGUUUGACGAGACGGUGGCGGCGGUCCGGGCCUUGCUCCCGCGUAACGCGCGGCUGGUCGGGCAGAACAUCCACAAGGACACAACAUGGCUGGGGCUGGUACCCGGGCGAGACUAUGAAGAGGCCAUUGAUAUCGGCAAGCUUUUCCGCGUCGAGGCCCCGCCUUGGUUCCGCCGCAAGUUCACCACGUUUUCCCUGCGCCACGAGGUUCUUCACUUGCUCGGCGUCGACAUCCAGGCCGGCGUCCACGAUCCAGUUGUCGACGCACUCUACUCGCUCCGCCUUUGGGCCGCGUACGGCCUUGCGGGCGACGAGAUGCGCCUCCAAGUUGCGCGGGCCCAUCUUGCGGCUGUGCCAAGUACGCCUUCGUUCUCGCGCAUCAUGCCCGUCAUCGACGGGGUGGCCAUGAGCCGGUCGGCGACGCCGGCAGUGUCGCCGGCUGUCUCGCCGGCAGUGUCGCCACCGUCGUCGCCGCGCGCUGCUGCGCCACCAGCCAAUUGACUCCUUGAUUAGGUCGUGGCCAGCCGUGGUCAGCUGGCUUUCUCCAGCUCCCGUGCCCGCUUGGCCCGGACUCGCUCGAGGUUGGCCUUCAGGCCGUCCUCGUGAAAGACAAACUGGUCAGGCUCAAAGGUCGAGACCUUGAAUGUGCAGGUGAUGGUGCCGACGACCGAGGCCACAAGCGUCUUGAUGUCGUGUGCCGACUCAUCGGGAUACUUGGCCUCGACGAGCGCCGUCACCUCGGGCACCACCAGAUACGGAUCCCACGAUGGUGGGAUGGAGCCACGCGGCCGCAUGAUGCCGGACAGUGCGUGCGGGCCGCGAGCAAUGAGAGUGAUGACCUGCGCGAGGUGGUCUGAGUCCAUCGACCGGUGGCCAGCUUCGCCGAGGAUAUUUGCCGCCGCCAGCGGGGUUGCCGGCAGCUCGUCCUUGGCCUUGCCGGCAAACACGCUUGGAAUGGUGGCAUCCGAGACAAGAGUGGUGACAAGGCCCAUACCGGCCUCGCCCGCCGCGUCGCCCGCCGGCUUUGCCGCCGCUGCACUCUCAGCCUGGCCUUUGUCGACCGAGCCUCCUUGGGCCUCGUCGCCUUUGCUCUCAGUGACUGCCGGCGCCGACUUGUGCUUUGCUGUCGGCAUGCCGCGCCAGACCUUGAACAGCCGG
This is a messenger RNA of Thecamonas trahens ATCC 50062, 1523 nucleotides long. RefSeq lists its product as uncharacterized. Gene Ontology annotation, molecular function: nucleic acid binding; exonuclease activity. The record is from RefSeq and is a predicted model, not a curated record. The coding region runs from base 111 to 866 and encodes 251 amino acids. The transcript has a single exon. Gene Ontology annotation, cellular component: nucleus. NCBI's taxonomy places the organism in Eukaryota, Apusomonadida, Apusomonadidae.